Molecule: messenger RNA, 4510 nt
Organism: Molossus molossus (Pallas's mastiff bat)
Lineage: Eukaryota; Metazoa; Chordata; Mammalia; Chiroptera; Molossidae
Gene: SFSWAP
Product: splicing factor SWAP
Exons: 17
Coding region: 1819-4284 (821 amino acids)
Biological process (GO): RNA processing; mRNA 5'-splice site recognition
Molecular function (GO): RNA binding
Source: RefSeq, a predicted model, not a curated record
CUCCCCCCACCCCACCCCACGUCUCCAGCUCCCCUCGCUUCUCCCCUCCUCGGGCUUUGUGUUCAUUGGUUGGUGGUGUGGGGGUGUUUUUUGUUUUUGGCUUGUUUGAGUUUUUUGUUUUCUUUUUGCCGCUUGGGCACCCCCCCCACUUCUGGGGCCCGGACUGAAAAGCCAGCGGUGACCCUCCCAUUAAACUGUGGAGUACCCUUGGAGUGAAAGAACCCGUCAUUUGUGACCGUUAAAACUGGAUCCUGCAGAGCCCUGGAGUGUGACUCUAGGGCUGACCUCUGAGCUGACCAGAAUGGACACUUAAAGUGACCCAGUAGGCCUUGUCCACCCCUGACCUUUCCGGGUGGAGUUAGAUCUAGGCAACAAGGACUCCUGCAGGGAGGGUGGCCAGCUCAGGUCCCGACGAGGGCUCCAGGCGCUCAGGAGCUGUGCCUUCCACUGCGGUGUCCACGGAAGGCCGUGGCCCGUUGUCAGGCCGCUGGCUCUCCCAGAGUGCCCCUUGCGCUGUUUAUUACGAAAGUUUGGGAAGCGAUGAAGGCUGAGCUCCAUACAGUUUUCCGUCUCAUCCUGUACAUGACUCGAGUCAGGUCUUCCAGAAGUGGCGGGAGCAAACGCCACACGUGUACGUGUGUGAUACUUUUAAGUAAUGAACCACUUUUGUAAGUUAAGGAGGUUUACGUCAAAGUAAAAGCCAUUUUGGAAUUCAGUGAGAUGCAGUCACUUUCGCUACCCUGGAGUUUUUGGCCUUUUGUCUUAUAAAUGUCUUCUUUUUUUUUUUUUCAGGGUGGGGUCCUCAUUACAAAAGCCUGCGUUAAAAAGUUAGGCAGACUUUUGUUUGUCCCGCUACAUUUGUUUUUGGACCCUGAGUCUGGGAAGUGAACCUCACAGGCUCGCUCCUUGCUGGUCGACAGCAUCUCAUUGAGUCAUUUACGCAAAGGUGUAGCGGGGCUGCUUUCCUUACUCUCCGUUUGCCAAGGGACCUGCUGGUCCGCGUGGUACCUGGGUGUGUGUCGUGUAGAGUAUUUCCUGGGGGUGUGAGUUCGGAAGGACAUAUCCGUGCUGCAUUCUCUCAGCUGCACUCUGCUCCCAGUGAACCUCCUUCAACUGCAUGUACAUGUCACUGUUCCUGUGUGUGUCUCUCUGUCACAUAACCCAGCACUUCUCUCCUCAGCCAAGUGGCUAGGGGGCGAGCCUAGCCAAGAUUUUACUCCAAUGGACGCAAGUUUCUUUGAUGAAGAUCUCUCCUGAGAGUUCGGGACUAGCAGAGAGAAGCGAGGAAAUUUCGACCGUUUGGUUCUUACGGAUAGGUAUUUAUGUAUUCGGUUUGUGUGAAUGUAAGCUAUGAUAUUUGACUCUUCAGAAAAAUUUACUUUGCAAAUGGCACUGAGUAGCUGACCAAACCAUAGACGGUGAGGCCUGCCAGUGGCGUGCAUCUGCAUUAUGCUGUUAAGGGUGUUUGCCUUUAAUGACGAGUUUACCAUGUUGUGGAAAGAGCUUAGACUUUGCUAAGUAACUUCAGUUUACAAGUAGGUGAGCUGUGACUAGCCAACUUAAAUAUAAAUCUGAGAAGGGUUCUUAUGUUUGUUUUACUACUUUUAUUUCUUUAUUUUAAUUGGUAAGUAUGUCUAGAAAAGCUCGCACACCACCCAGCCUGGACCGUAACUUCUUUCCGUUGACCAGCAUGUUCCUGUUACAGAUAUGACGGGCGUGGUCACCUGCAUGACCUUUCCGAGUACGAUGCUGAGUAUUCCACCUGGAACAGAGACUACCAGCUCUCUGAAGAGGAGGCACGAGUAGAGGCCCUGUGUGAUGAAGAGAGAGGAAGAAUACAAGCGCCUGAGUGAAGCUCUAGCAGAAGAUGGGAACUAUACCGCUGUGGGGUUCACUUACGGUAGCGACUACUAUGACCCGUCGGAGCCGACCGAGGAGGAGGAGCCCUCUAAGCAGAGAGAGAAAAACGAGGCUGAGCGCACAGAGGAGAAUGAGGAGCCCUUCAUCGCCCCUGCGGGACUGAACGUGCCGCCUGACGUGGAGCUGCCGCCCACGGCCAAGAUGCACGCCAUCAUCGAGCGCACCGCCCGCUUCGUGUGCAGGCAGGGGGCACAGUUCGAGAUCAUGCUGAAAGCCAGGCAGGCCCGGAACUCUCAGUUCGACUUCCUGCGCUUUGACCACUACCUCAACCCCUACUACAAGUUCAUCCAGAAAGCCAUGAAGGAAGGGCGCUACCCGGUGCUGGCAGAGAGCAGAAGCGACGAGAAGCAGAGGUCGGGGGCCGGCUCUGACGAGGACGACGAGGACGACGAGGACGACGACGACAGCGGGAGCUACCUGCACCCGUCUCUCUUCGCUUCCAAGAAGUGUGACCGCCUGGAAGAGCUGAUGAAGCCCUUGAAGGUGGUGGACCCAGAUCAUCCCCUCGCUGUGCUGGUCCGGAAAGCCCAGGCCGACAGUCCUGCCCCCACCCCUGCCUCCGCAGAUGGUGCGUCCGGGCAGCCCUCCCAGGUGGAGUACACCUCUGACUCGACAGUGGCCGCCAUGUACUACAGCUACUAUAUGCUCCCGGAUGGCACCUACUGCCUGGCCCCACCCCCACCGGGCGUUGACGUGGCCACGUACUACAGCACCCUGCCAGCCGCAGUGGCCGUAUCCAGUACUGCCGGAGUGACGGCCACCGCCCCGCCACCUCCUGGUACCACGCCGCCGCCGCCCCCCACCACAGCAGAAACGAGUAGCGGGGUGACCUCCAGCACCAUCACCACAAGUGCUCUGGCUCCUGUGGCCGCCAUCAUCCCCCCGCCCCCUGACAUCCAGCCCGUGAUUGACAAGCUGGCUGAGUACGUGGCCAGGAAUGGCCUCAAGUUUGAGACCAGCGUCCGUGCCAAGAACGAUCAAAGGUUCGAGUUCCUCCAGCCCUGGCACCAGUACAACGCCUACUACGAGUUUAAGAAGCAGUUCUUCCUGCAGAAGGAAGGGGGCGAUGGCGCUCAGGCUACGUCAGCACCGGAAGAGGCUCCUGCAGAAUCUGCUCCUGGAAAGCCCAGUGAUCUGGGGCAGGAAGGUGUGGCUGAGGACCCAGCUGACGCAGGAGGAAGAGGCGGCUCGGGGGGGAAGAAGGAGUCGGCGUCCGGUAAAGCAGCCCCAGACGGGAAGCUGGUGAAAGCAGCUCCAUUUGCUCCGAUCAGCUUUGCGAUCAAGGCCAAAGACAACGAUCUCCUUCCCCUGGAAAAGAACCGUGUGAAGCUAGAUGACGACAGCGAUGACGAUGAAGAAGGCAAAGAGGGACAAGAAAGCGCUAAUGCCGCCGCAAACACGGACCCGGUGGUGGCCCCGCCCUGUGUGGUCGUUGAAGAGAAGCGGCCUCAGCUCACCCAGGAGGAGCUGGAAGCCAAGCAAGCAAAGCAAAAGCUGGAGGACCGGCUCGCAGCUGCCGCCAGGGAGAAGCUGGCCCAGGCGUCCAAGGAGUCCAAGGAGAAGCAGCUGCAGGCGGAGCGGAAGCGGAAAGCUGCGCUGUUCCUACAGACCCUGAGAAGCCCGGCGCCGGAGGCGGAGCUCGGGAGAGUCGGGGAGAGUCCUCUCAACGCAGAGGAAGCCAGCCCUGUGGCCUGCCCUGUGCUGAGUGGGGGCCGGCCUCCGCCGACUUCGGAAGUUAAACCUCCUGAAGGGCCCUCAAGCAAAAGCAGAGACCCCCCCAGAGAAGAAGAGAAAGAGAAGAAGAAGAAGAAGCACAAAAAACGGUCUCGAACAAGGUCACGCUCCCCCAAGUACCACUCGUCGUCCAAGUCCCGGUCUCGGUCCCACUCAAAGGCGAAGCACUCUCUCCCCAGUGCCUACCGGACAGCACGGCGCUCCAGGUCCCGGUCCCCUCGGAGAAGAGCUCACUCUCCCGAGAGACGGAGGGAAGAAAGAAGCGUUCCCACUGCCUACCGGGUGAGCAACAGCCCCGGUGUCAGCAGGAAGCGGACUCGAUCCAGAAGCCCCCACGAGAAGAAGAAGAAGAGGCGCUCACGAUCGCGGACCAAGUCCAAGGCCGAGUCCCGCUCCGCAUCCCCGAGCAAGCAGGCCCCGCGCCGGCACUCGGCACACUCGGCCAGCAUCUCUCCUGUGGAGAGUCGGGGCUCCAGCCAGGAGCGCUCCAGGGGCGUCUCUCAGGAAAAGGAGGCCCAGAUCUCCUCCGCCAUCGUCUCUUCUGUGCAGAGCAAGAUCACUCAGGACCUCAUGGCCAAAGUCAGGGCGAUGCUCGCCGCUUCCAAAAACAUGCAGACCAGUGCCUCCUGAGACGGGGUGGCGGCGCUGUGGGCUUGGGCUCACCGUGCAUGGACCUCACGGAGUGUCGUCCACACGCCCGGUGUCCGUGGACAGUGGUGGUUUUGUACAUUCAUUUUUGACAUUUUCAGUUUAAGAUUUCUGACCAGCAGUCUCUUACCUGUAUAUUUGUAAAUAAUAUCAUGUUUCUGUGAAAAUGUAUUAUCACAUAAAAAGGAAGAAAACACCUUUUCUAGCU